This is a messenger RNA of Varroa destructor (honeybee mite), 7276 nucleotides long. It is a transcript of the gene Gprk1, whose product is annotated as G protein-coupled receptor kinase 1. Gene Ontology annotation, molecular function: G protein-coupled receptor kinase activity; G protein-coupled receptor binding; ATP binding. Lineage: Eukaryota; Metazoa; Arthropoda; Arachnida; Mesostigmata; Varroidae. Gene Ontology annotation, biological process: G protein-coupled receptor signaling pathway; protein phosphorylation; regulation of signal transduction. The record is from RefSeq and is a predicted model, not a curated record.
CAUCUUACCGGGGUUCUUCCUGUGGGGCCUUUCUGCCUUUUUCUCAAAACGUUGGCAACGUUAUUUAGUUUGAUGGCUGCCAUCAUGGUGUGGGUGUCUGCUACUGGUACUCGCUCGCGCGGCCAUCCGCCUGCACAACGAUCGACUACUCUCUUGAGACCCUCUCCGUUUUGCUGCCUCUUUGGCACUGGCUCGUCGGUCUGAUCUGGUGUACUAUGCUUUGAGCGGCUGCACGCCGCUACGACGAUCGGCGCACGACCUAUCGUUACCAUUAACGCGACCACUUCUGCUGCCGUUGCCCAACUCUGCUCUCUCCAUUCGGUCUCUUCUUACCCUCUACGACUCCAAACACGUAGACGGAUAAACGGAGACAUACAGACUAGACUACGCAUCCUGCACUGCUCCCCUCGGCGCGGCUGGCGGCUGUGGCCCAUCCGUGCGAAGGUCCGGCCGCUGCCAACCUCGGGAUUUCCUCCUUUCUCCGUAUUUUCCUGCUCUCUUGCCCCUCCCCCUCGCCUAGGCCCUCUCCGCCAUUUUCUCUCGCGCGAUCUCACACUAGGCCGCUGGCUCGUCACACUGGCCAUCGUCCGAACUGCCUGCUGCUGCUACUGCUGCUGCUGCUGCUACUGCUGCUGCUGCUGCUGCUGCUACUACUGCUGCUACUUCCUUCCAUUGCCUGUAUCGACGAUGUUGGAGUUGAGUUGGCUGCGCGUCCAUCGCCAAUGACGAAGGUACUCGGUGCUCGCUACUCUUCCGCCUGUAUUGAUGACGAUGUUGCUUCUAUGGUAAGGACAAGUCGGGUGGCCAUUUGACUGAUUAUAGAGGAAAUCGUAAAACCAAGCGUUUUCGUGUAAUGGUCUACCGUCGUAGUCAUGGUACCGAUGGUCUCGGAGGUAAUGCACUGUUUGUGUAUUGCUGGUGAAGCUACUGCUGCUGUUAGCAGCUGGAACCGGAGCCGCGACCGUCGUUCCGUGCGCUGCAACAUCGCCACCGUUAUGAAAGGAACGGCGUCGUGUUGAUCGUCCUACGAAGUAUGGUUUUCUACAUUUGGCAACUAAGCUUUCUCGACUACCCACUGUGUGCGUCAGUAGCCAACCUUCACGAAGUAUUGAGCUCUGAGCGUCCAGCAGUCAACUAAGACAAUCUAUAUGCUGUUCAUCUGUUUGGAAGACGGCAAUGGCAUGUUCGAGGAUAGGACCAUAAGCAUAAUGCCGCAAAUCAAGUCAGUGGUAAACUUACAGUGGCAAGAAAACUAGCCAGAGUGAGAGACCUGAUUGGCAACGUUCGUCGGCAACGAUCGGCGACGAUUAAAAAGGCGUCAUCCACAGUUACGGUCAAGGUGCGAGCCGUAAGCCGUACCAGCGUACAGAUAACCACAGCAGUAGUCGGUAUUCUUUCGCUUCUAAUCUCUACUCGAGUAGGCGAGGUAUCAACUAGCGCCAAUAUGCUUUCGGAAGGCUUUCCGCCGUGACUCUGCUGCGGCCGCUGACUAACCGGGUCGUGACAGCCAAGAAGCUAAAAAGUGCGGUGAAAGGUUGAUAAUGGCGUGACGACAACUGAGUACAUCAGCUAACUGCGACGACCGACACCAAUAACGAAGGCAUGAAGAAAACUCACGAGAAUCAUCUUUGAUAUCCGAAGCGACAUCGCUGGACGCCCUCGACAGCUACCCAACGCAGGUAUUCGGACAGAGCGGACCCAGUGAAAAGCUUCUGAACGGCGUCAAAAUACAUCUACCCACCCCAAAAAAGCACGAGAAGUGACAGCGACAAAAAUCACUUCAAGCAGUAAACGAUGGAAAAAAAUGUAGGUAUUUAGCGACGCUUCGAAAGGUUUUCGUUAACGGGUAAUGCCAAUGAACGACUAGAGGGUUGCUGAAAAGCUAGAGUCGAGGUCCAGGUCAACUGCGCCGUCCUGUCGGAUCGGCCUGCAUACACCAUCUGUAGGCUGGUUAUCAAACACUGGAAAAAAGAUAAACGAAAAGAAUCAAAUAUAAGACGGCGGCCAGAUGCACGUAGACGCCAAGAUAGCAAAUAGAAAUUUCACGAAACAGCCGCAUUAGAAGUGGCUCUAUGCAAAGAGAAAGCUGGCCUACGCCAAAUAUCAAAACCACUAUCGGAUAAAGUAGACUGUCUUACUGACAACGCUGACGUUAGACAACUAUUGGCGGCUUGGCCCCCUAUGGACGCCUAUAAAGUCUAUAGUUUUUAAUUGCAUCCCGCGCUACGGGUGCGAGAUCCAUUUUGUCCAGCUGCCAGUGUUCGCAUCUGUUUGCCUAUAUGUUUAAUAGCAGAAUUUCGAAAAACGAGAAUAAACUGCAACCGCAGGACUCGUCUAUACCCCGCCUAAAAUUUAAUAUUAUCGUUAUCGCAUAAUAAUUAAUUGAUUUUUGGAUCGGUGAUUCAGUUUAUGCAGUAAACAAAAAAAAAAAGAUCAAAAAAUAUGUUCUCUAAAAAGAAAGUUCAGCCAAUUGGUGAGUUCUAGGUGAACAACGAACAAGACACGUGGAACGACCUAAAAAGAUCUGGACGUCCUAUUUGGUUCAGACCCAUUCCCUAACCCAGACUUGUUUGGGCUAACGACUCAAUGCUACAGCGCAAAAGUGGCGGACCCAGCUGGUUGAGCUAUCAGUUCACGGAGCGAUGGAGGAGUGCUGGCAACAAGAAGAGAGAACCAAAAUCUCUAUUCGCGACAAUAUCGUCGUUUGCUCACAACAAAACAACUGUCAAUUACAACUGCAACGUCCAGCUGCAGUCAUAGUUACGGGAACGUUAUUCUGAUUGCUCCCAGCCAUCACUUCCUGUUUCUAGCAGGACGUCUAAAAGUUACGUUCGGUUACCAUUGCAGCCCCGCGGAGCAGCGACAAGUACUGUAGUAUGAGAAAUUAGAAGCAAAAGUGAUAAAGAAAAAAGUGGACCAUCAGCAACGAGGGAAAACAGUAAGCGGAUCCUAUAUAGAAGAAGGAAAUUAAGGAAAAAAAAAUAAAAGAGGGCCAAAUAAUAAAAACGGGUGAGUUCUCUUCGCUAAGAAGAAACUAACUAAUUAAUAGGGGAGUGAAGAACUGGCUUGUCGAACCCUCAUAUGCCCCUGUCCCGUAAUUAAUUAUCGUCGAGCUUUCUGGUUGGUCAAUUGCAUAGUUUCAUAGAAAGACUCGACAGGUAUCAUUGUUGCCACGUCCGCAUGCGUGCCAAUCGAGAAACACCACAGCGUGUACUAAGAAAGUGCUCGCCCACCUCCGCCCACCAGUAGAAUUCACAAUGGCUUUGUUGUGCAAAAUGUUCCAGCGAGUGGAGUCACGAAAGUGCGCCGCCUAUGGAGCACAACAGGGACUGUGAGAAAUCGUGAAGUCGCAACAAAAUAGGCAAAUCGCAAGCGAGCAAUAAAACAGGAAGCAAAGUAGCCAGGCACAUAUAAAACAAGAUCAAGAAACGAAAGUUUAACGGGGACUGUGAGCACGACCAGAAAAGAAAAGCUCCCAUCAGAACAUCAAGUAAACCACCCAGUUUAUGUUGGCAACUAUCCGAUCCUUCCGUUCCCUCGGAGCAAUCGCUAGACGUUUGAUUCGUGCAGAAGGAUCUCGGUCGCAGUCUUUGAAACCCGUCAUUUACGCGUCUGCUUACGGCAUUCCCAUCAUUGGUCAAAGCAGUUCGUUCGGUCUCCUCGUAGCGUCUCGUCUACGAUACUGUGUUAUAUUGCGGAAUGAAGACAGCCGUGCGCUGUUCAAAUUCGUACAAGAUUGGUUUACUGCGACUGAGCGAUUCUCUCGGAGCAUGACGUUGACUAGUUGCCGUCAGCCGUAUAGUUGUGGUGUUGCUGCCGCAGCUUCCGUCAAGUGCACUAUUGUAUGUUAACAGGGCGCGUGUAUCUGUUUAAGCCUACCGCUCUAAUACAACAAAAGCGACAUCAUGGCGGACCUGGAAGCCGUCUUGGCUGACGUCUCUUACCUUAUGGCCAUGGAGAAGUCGAAGUCGACGCCCGCUGCGAGAGCAAGCAAAAAGAUCGUUCUUCCGGACCCCAGUGUUCGAAGUGUCAUGCACAAGCACUUGGAGAAGAUGGGAGAAGUAACAUUCGACAAGAUCUUCAACCAGAAGCUCGGAUACCUCCUUUUCAAAGACUUCUGCGAAAAUAUCUGCGACGAACAGGUAGCACAACUCGCUUUUUAUGAAGAGAUUAAGAAAUACGAGAAGCUUGAAACUGUGGAAGAGCGACGUGCCGCGGCCCGGGAAAUCUACGACAAUUACAUCAUGAGAGAGCUGCUAUCGCAUACCCAUACAUACUCGUUGGAAUCGGUGGCUCACGUGCAGAAAUAUCUCAUGCGAAACGAGGUUCCAGUCGGGCUAUUUCAGCCAUACAUUGAAGAGAUCUUUUCCGCUUUGCGGGGAGAUAUCUUCGCCAAGUUUAUCGAAAGUGAUAAAUACACAAGAUUCUGCCAAUGGAAAAAUCUGGAAUUGAAUAUUCAAUUGAGUAUGAACGACUUUUCGGUUCAUCGAAUAAUCGGACGAGGAGGCUUUGGAGAGGUUUAUGGGUGUCGCAAAGCAGAUACUGGUAAAAUGUACGCGAUGAAGUGCCUCGACAAGAAGCGAAUUAAAAUGAAGCAAGGCGAAACAUUAGCUCUCAACGAACGGAUUAUGCUGUCGCUCGUCUCCACUGGCGAGGAUUGUCCAUUUAUCGUCUGUAUGACCUAUGCCUUCCAGACGCCAGAUAAGCUGUGUUUUAUCCUGGACCUGAUGAACGGUGGCGACUUACACUAUCAUCUAUCGCAACACGGAGUUUUCACCGAAAACGAGAUGCGCUUUUACGCGGCUGAGGUAAUCCUGGGUCUGGAGCACAUGCAUCGCCGCUAUGUUGUCUACCGCGACCUGAAACCCGCCAAUAUCCUCCUUGAUGAAAACGGCCACGUCCGAAUCUCCGAUCUCGGCCUCGCUUGUGAUUUCUCGAAAAAGAAGCCGCACGCAUCGGUUGGCACGCAUGGUUAUAUGGCCCCUGAAGUGCUGUCGAAGGGUACGGCCUACGACUCUUCCGCCGACUGGUUCUCCCUAGGCUGUAUGCUCUAUAAACUGUUAAAAGGGCAUAGCCCUUUUCGACAACAUAAGACCAAGGACAAGCACGAAAUCGAUCGGAUGACCCUCACAAUGAAUGUCGAACUACCGGAUAGCUUCUCACCCGAACUGCGCCACCUUCUUGACGGCCUGCUUCAUCGAGACAUUGAGAAGCGGUUGGGCUGUCGUGGAUUAGGCGCGGACGAGGUGAAAAGUCACCCGUUUUUUUCUGGUUUGGAUUGGCAGCUAGUGUACCUACAAAAAUAUCCCCCGCCCCUGAUCCCACCCAGGGGGGAGGUAAAUGCGGCAGAUGCAUUUGACAUCGGGUCGUUCGACGAGGAAGAUACGAAAGGGAUCAAACUAACUGAAGCGGAUCAAGAGCUGUACAAAAAUUUCCCCGUCGUUAUUUCGGAACGGUGGCAACAGGAAAUAGCUGAGACCGUGUUCGAGAACGUUAACCAAGAAACCGAUAAGAAAGAACUUAAAAACAAGGCAAAGAGCAAGGUAAAAUUUGACGAAGAAAAGGAGUCAGACUGCAUCGUUCAUGGCUACAUAAAGAAACUUGGAGGACCUUUUGCCUCAGCGUGGCAAACCAGAUACGGUAAACUCUAUCCCAACAGAUUAGAGCUGCACAGCGAGUCGGGGAAACCGGAUCUGAUAUUUAUGGAUCAGAUUGAAGAUGUCGCUUCGGAUUAUGUAACAGUUAAGAGCGAACAAUGUAUUGUAUUACGGAUGCGCGAUCGGGCCGAAAAAGAAAAAGACGCCCGUAUAGUCCUAACGAAUCAGGAUGAAAUAGGCCUAAAGGAAUGGCUGAUUUCAUUAAAGUCAACCCACAAGAAUUCACUUGAGCUUUUGUCCUCAAUGGCAAAGAAAGCAGGAAAAAUCUACGGCACAACGAAUGAAGCCAAUUCGACAAGCAGCAAACCGACACAGACAUCGAGCUCGACUCUAUCGACAGUAUCGGCCACGUCUGUCAUUAUGAUGUCCGGCAUCGCAACGUCAUUAUCGUCAUCAAAUUCACAGGCAGCGGUCACAGCGUCAAAUUCCCAGCCAGCUGCACAUGGAAACGGCAGUAAUUAGGUCGAAGAUGGAACGAGGAUUUUUUUCCUGACCUGCGGUACCUCGCAGAAGGGCCAAAGGUGUCAAAUUACCACUUUCACUGAGUUCAUUGCCAAAUAUCGUGACGCCGUCCACGGGCACGUGUUCAUCCGUUGUUCCUAAGAGCCGAUGGUAAUCAAUCAGUGAGCAAAGGAAUACCUGACCGGGUCAAUAACGUCGUUAACGAAGUGUGGAGCAAGGGCCGAAAGGAGAAAAUAAGGGAAUUCUACAAUGUAAGAGAGAAUUGUGUCUUCGCAUAGUGUGGAGCUUGUGGACUUGCAUUACCUCACAGAUGUUGACAGUCGCCCUAGGCUGGACCGCAAACGAUGUGACACAGGCAAAGAAAACCUUUGUAAAAGUAAAAUCAGAUAUUGGCCUCCACUUAUCCACGAGUAAUGGGCAUCGCAUAGCGGCACGUAUAAAAUGGAUUUCUCAGCUUCUGUCGCCAGACAAAGAUCACAAUCACAAGUCAAGGGUAGGCAGCAAAGGACGUUUCAACAGUUUGAAGAAAACUGAGAACGACAAAAAGAGAGCGCUACAUAAAGAAAGAGCAACAAUCUCGUAAUAUAGCUAUAUUACAUAGACGUUGGAGAAGAUGAACUAAGAUAGAAACGUAAGAAGCAAGCACUAUAGGUAGAAUAUGCAGAAAUCUAUAAGGCAAGAACUAGCUAUAUUGAAAGACAACGCUAAUCCUGCAAGAAGACGGAAGUGAAGGGAAUAAAUAUGCGACACUACAUAGAGUUACAGACGCUGAUAAAGACGAAGUGGCUACACGUGAUGAAAACAGACAACAAAAACCAGCCACCGCUUACUAGCAUGGUAGCAUUACUAGCGCAUGAGGUAGCACAGGCGAUGAUCAAAUGGGUGAGGAACGUGAAACAGAAGCAGUGUUUACAGGGAUGCAUCAAACCCGGGUCCAUUCGUUCGUCCUAGGUAGCGACGAUAGACCCACAGAGACCAAACAAGUCUACCACAUCAUCCUUCAUAUAUAAAUGACGGUAAUAUAUGGGUAUGUGUUCAGUUGAAAAGAAAAUCACAACGAUGAACACGUUGUUGACAGAACAACAAUAUACAAACAACAAACCAAGCAAACAAACAAAUAUAAUAGUAUACUUCCGCAAAACCGACGCAGAGAGAGA